AUGAUUUCCAGUGAAAAUCCCACUGGGUAUGUACUGGGAAAUUCCGAAGAUACUGUAUAGGUAGAGUUGAACGUGAGUCUGCGGCAAAAGUUGAUGGGUUCGACCCUGUGCGCUAUAAGAUAUUUGUGUUGGUGUGAAGCAUGUUUAGUGGCUUUUCGCUUGUGGCGAGAAGUGGACAGGCUCUUUGAGCGUGCAAUGCCUCUGUGCGAUGAUAACGGACCAGCUCGCCCUUCCGUAUCCCACUUUGUCAGAUAUUUCAUUCAACGGGGACUGGCGUGCAUGAUCGCGUUUUUAGCACACUUGUGGCGUGUCCAGUGAACCAUAAGCGCCCUGGCAAGAACACAGAUCUCGGUUCUCAUUUGGCAACGGAAUUCACCGUUAACCCCGUUUGUAACUCCUUUCGAGGCACAAUGGCGGCGAAUCCAAGCCAGAGCGCAAAGUGGAAGGAAUACGUAGAAUCGAUCCAUUAUUCGCCACGCUACUCCGACGAUGUUUACGAGUACAGACAUGUCAUCCUUCCUAAACCCUUCUUGAAGAUGUUGCCUAAACAUCUAUUCCAGAACAAUGACUCUGGUUGCUUGAGAAUUCUCUCUGACGAGGAAUGGAGAGGCAUUGGCAUUACUCAGAGCUUAGGUUGGGAACAUUAUGAGGUUCAUGCCCCAGAGCCCCAUGUUCUUCUUUUCCGUCGUCUUAAGUAGACGGUCAUUAUUUAAGGGUUUAAGAGUCCCUCGCGUGUGGCAGUUCUUAGAUGGUGAUAAUUCUCAUUCUGUGUGACGACAUCAUUCAUUCUUCAAUCCACCUAAUCACGGCAUUUCCUUGACACAUUUCUCGCACGCACUACGCGACGUAAGGUGACUAGCAAUCACGUUUGUGCAAAACAAUAGGCACUAGAAUGGAAACCACCUUACUUCGUUCGCUUUUUACUACUGAUCAUCGACGUCAAACUGUGCAGAACUCCUCCCUUUUGCAGCUGAGAUUUCUGCUUACGCAGUGACUGCUGCCUCACCCUGUCCUUCGCCUUCCUAGGCUUCUGAGCCUGCGGUAUGAUGUUUGGCGACGAGCCGACAUAGCGGUACGUGCCCGGGAUGUAUGGAUCUUCUAGUGUACUCCAAGCUCCUUU
Cantharellus anzutake is the source of this 1120-nucleotide messenger RNA. Its product is annotated as regulatory subunit of cyclin-dependent kinase. The coding region runs from base 411 to 698 and encodes 95 amino acids. The record is from RefSeq and is a predicted model, not a curated record. Gene Ontology annotation, molecular function: histone binding; protein kinase binding; cyclin-dependent protein serine/threonine kinase activator activity. Gene Ontology annotation, biological process: regulation of mitotic cell cycle. Gene Ontology annotation, cellular component: SCF ubiquitin ligase complex; cyclin-dependent protein kinase holoenzyme complex. Lineage: Eukaryota; Fungi; Basidiomycota; Agaricomycetes; Cantharellales; Hydnaceae. The transcript is spliced from 5 exons.